Asparagus officinalis (garden asparagus) is the source of this 554-nucleotide messenger RNA. RefSeq lists its product as uncharacterized. Gene Ontology annotation, cellular component: chloroplast thylakoid membrane. The record is from RefSeq and is a predicted model, not a curated record. The annotation marks the transcript as partial. Gene Ontology annotation, biological process: regulation of protein complex stability. The transcript has a single exon. NCBI's taxonomy places the organism in Eukaryota, Viridiplantae, Streptophyta, Magnoliopsida, Asparagales, Asparagaceae.
CGUGCAGCCAGCAGUCUAUGUUGCGGAAAGUGCGAUAAGUUCUGGAUCAGCAGGCACAUCAUCAUUAGGAGCAGAGAACACUGCAGCCAUCGCCGAUUCGCCGCUGGUUUAGCUCUAAUAUCAGUCGCUGCAGCAUCCUCAAUUCUUCUCCAAGUCGGCAAAAAUGCACCUCAAGUUCAGAGUACAGAGUACUCUGGACCUCCACUCAGUUACUAUAUCGGCAAGUUCAAGCCUGCAAGUAUUGUAGAGGCUGCAUUUAUUUCUGAGCAUCAGAGUUCUCCAACUGUAGAGGCUUCUGCUCCUUCCAAACCCGAGAUUGCGUCGAAUGUGCAGGCUGAAGGUGAUGCAAGUGCAGCUCCUGAGGUCCAAGUUGAAUUGAAGGUGGAGGGUGAAAGUUCAAGUGUUGAAAAUGUUCCUUGACUGGAUGGAUCAAGCCACUCCUAUAUUAUAUUUUGGAUGUAUGAGUCAUUUUGGAUAUUAGAAACAUAUAUAUAAUAUUGGAUGCUUUUCAUUGUGUAUGUAUAUAUAAUAUUGGAUAUUUAGCACUGUUGAGA